AUGAACAAUUUAACGCCGAAUCCAAUAGUCAACUAUGAAACUUUCAUAGGUGUAACUUGGGGAUGUACUGCAAUUUCGUUACUUUUUGUAACGUUCAGAAUCUUUGUUAGAAUUCGAACCUUCGGACGUCUUUCACCCGAUGAUUUCUGUGUCAUUAUGGCCUGGCUACUCCUUCUUUGCUGUGCAAUUAUUUGUCAGAAGAUUAGUCGCGACAUGUAUGAGAUGCUUGGGGUUUUGAACGGAGUCCUUCUCCCUCCACCGGAAGGAUUUGAAAAGCAUGCCGAGAGAUUCCUUCGAGGCUCUGCGGUCGUAUAUGUCCUAUACUACUGUACAUUAUGGCUUAUCAAGAUAUCUUUCCUACUAUUUUUCGGGCGACUUUUGGAGAACGUGGACUCCUAUGUCUGGCCACGACGUAUUGUAGCCAUAGUUGUGUCUGCAUCUUGGAUGAUAUGCAUUGGGACAAUUCCCUAUUCAUGUUUGGUUCCAAGUUUUGAAAGAAUUUCAGCCACAUGUCUAUCUCGAUUUGCAAUCAGAAUCCAACGCUUUGCAUUGGGUUUUGGAUGCGGACUGGACGUCUUGACAGACGCAAUGAUUUUGGCUAUUCCUAUCAGUAUGCUGUGGACUGUACGCUUGAGCCGAAAGCGAAAGCUAGCAUUGGCUGGUAUUUUCUCGCUCGUCAUCAUAACGAUAAUCUUUUCCAUCGUUCGCCAGUCUGCUGUAAGCUCGUACUCGCAUCAAUUUGAGGAAAGCUGGCUUUAUACGUGGAGUCUCGUAGAGCAGACUGUUGCUAUCAUAAUUGCAUGUCUUGCUUCUUUUCGAUCUUUAUUCGCCCGCAACAACCACGUGCAACCGACUCCUCCAAAUCCGUCUGAAAGGUACUCGGUUGAGGGGAAUAAGAAGAACAAAAAGCGAUAUUUUCAUAUCGACUUCAGCCUCAUAUCUGGCUUAACAGCUCCACCUACAGAUGCAGACAUAAUGAAGACAACCUCUAGUGCUAAUGAAUCAGAAGAUAUAGUGCUUCACCCUCAAAACAUUCAUGUACGACAAGACGUGGAGCAAUCUUCCGAGUCGCAGGUCUAA
Botrytis deweyae is the source of this 1080-nucleotide messenger RNA. RefSeq lists its product as uncharacterized. The record is from RefSeq and is a predicted model, not a curated record. The coding region runs from base 1 to 1080 and encodes 359 amino acids. NCBI's taxonomy places the organism in Eukaryota, Fungi, Ascomycota, Leotiomycetes, Helotiales, Sclerotiniaceae. The transcript has 4 exons.